AGGACUCUUAUAAUAGGGUCUGAACUGAAACAAAGGGGAGUAAUUUCUGACAUGAUCAAAUCCUAGGGUUUUGUAUGUAAUUGUCGCUAGAUAUACACAAAUUCUACUCGAUCAGAAUCAGAGGCAGCCUAAAAUCUCAAAUCGAAGAGAGAUAAUAGGUUAACUAAGCCCAAAGAAAAGCCUGAAAUAUCAGAUUUUUUUUGUCAAUCUGAUCUGAAGACAAGGAAAAGCAGCUGUUUGGCAAGGAAAACUUUUCUGCAUGACCUUUUGAAAUUCUGCGAUGUCCGGAUUACUGAAUUCAUCUCUGAACGGAACGGCUUCAAAUCAUCCAGACAGUACUGGGCGGCCUUUUACUUCAUCUUUCUCUGCUCAGUCCGGUGCUGGCUCCCCUGUUUUCCAUCACUCAGGAUCUAUGCAAGGGCUGCAUAAUAACAUUCAUGGGAGCUUCAAUGUUCCCAACUUGUCCAGCACACUUUCUUCCCGAAACUCUACAACAAAUAACGUCCCGUCAAGUGCGGUUCAACAGCCCACUGGAAGCCUUUCUAGUGGACGUUUUGGACCAAAUAAUCUCCCUGUUGGCCUUUCUCAGAUAUCUCAUGGAAGCAAUCAUGGUCAUUCAGGUGUGACAAAUAGAGGUGGAAUGGGGGUUGUUGGGAGCCCUGGAUUUAGUAGUAGCGCAAAUGGUGUUGGUGGUUCUAUUCCUGGAAUUCUGUCAACCUCUGCAGCAAUUGGUAAUCGGAGUUCUGUUCCAGGUCUGGGAGUGUCCCAAAUGUUGGGAAAUGCAGGUCCUCGGAUUACCAGUUCCAUGGGAAACAUAGUCGGUGGGGGAAACAUUGGAAGGAGCAUGAGCUCUGGUGGAGGAUUAUCUGUGUCUGGUCUUGCUUCUCGCCUAAAUCUAGCUGCCAACAGUGGUUCGGGAAAUUUAAGUGUGCAAGGUCCAAAUAGACUAAUGAGUGGUGUGCUUCAACAAGCUUCUCCGCAGGUAAUUUCCAUGCUAGGAAAUUCCUACCCAACUGCUGGUGGGCCACUAUCUCAAAGCCAUAUUCAAGCAAUGAAUAAUCUUAGUUCUAUGGGAAUGUUGAAUGAUGUAAAUUCCAAUGAUGGUGCUCCCUUUGAUAUAAAUGAUUUUCCUCAGCUGACCAGCCGCCCCAAUUCUGCUGGAGGGCCUCAAGGACAAUUGGGUUCGCUACGCAAGCAAGGUCUUGGUGUUAGUCCUAUUGUCCAACAAAACCAAGAGUUCAGCAUCCAAAACGAAGAUUUUCCAGCUUUACCAGGAUUUAAAGGCGGCAAUGCUGAUUAUGCUAUGGACAUGCACCAGAAAGAACAACUUCAUGACAAUGCUAUGUCCAUGAUGCAGUCUCAACACUUCAAUAUGGGCAGGUCUGCUGGAUUCAAUUUGGGAGGAACAUAUUCACUGCAUCGUCCACAGCAGCAACAGCAACACGCUUCAUCAGUCAGUAGCAGUGGGGUCCCUUUUUCAUCUGUAAACAACCAGGAUCUUCUCCAUCUACAUGGCUCGGAUAUGUUCCAAUCAUCUCAUUCAAGCUACCAUUCACAGACCAGUGGACCACCCGGCAUAGGAUUAAGACCUCUGAACUCUCCAAAUUCGGUUUCUGGUAUGGGGUCAUACGACCAGCUUAUCCAGCAAUAUCAACAUCAAAACCAAUCACAAUUUCGGCUGCAGCAAAUGUCUGGUUUAAAUCAAUCAUACAGGGAUCAGGGAGUGAAGUCUAUGCAGUCCGCACAAGCCGCUCCUGACUCUUUUGGUUUGCUUGGUUUGUUAAGUGUAAUUAGAAUGAGUGAUCCUGAUUUGACAUCUCUUGCACUUGGAAUUGAUUUGACAACACUGGGGUUGAACUUGAACUCAACUGAAAAUCUUCACAAGACAUUUGGUUCCCCUUGGUCUGAUGAGCCUGCUAAGGGUGACCCAGAGUUCAUUGUACCACAAUGCUAUUAUACUAAACAACCACCUGCCUUAAGUCAAUCGUAUUUUCUGAAGUUUCCGAUGGACACAUUGUUUUACAUUUUCUACAGCAUGCCAAAAGACGAAGCCCAACUAUUUGCUGCAAAUGAACUGUACAACAGAGGUUGGUUUUAUCACAGAGAGCUCCGGCUAUGGUUAACAAGGGUUGCCAACAUGGAGCCGCUUGUGAAGACUAACACUUACGAGAGAGGAUCUUAUAUCUGUUUCGACCCAAACACUUGGGAAACAAUCCGCAAGGAUAAUUUCGUUGUUCACUAUGAAAUGUUGGAAAAAAGACCAACCCUACCUCAACAUUGACUCAUAAUUCCCAGUUUACGAGUGUAAAGUUUCAGUUUAGGUCAUUGUUAGAACGCAAGUCAGUUUCCCGCUUUAGUUUUUCCUUCAAUUGGCCAUUGUAAGCAAUUGAUGCAUUGAUCUUGUUUCAGUUCACAACCGUUGUUAGUCUCUUUACUUUUUCUAUGAAGCUCAAUAUAAGAUUUGGAAAAAAUAGGAAGAAACAAUGAAUCA
Messenger RNA from Rhododendron vialii, 2491 nucleotides. RefSeq names its product probable NOT transcription complex subunit VIP2. The record is from RefSeq and is a predicted model, not a curated record. Lineage: Eukaryota; Viridiplantae; Streptophyta; Magnoliopsida; Ericales; Ericaceae. The transcript is spliced from 14 exons. Bases 281 to 2281 code for a protein of 666 amino acids. Gene Ontology annotation, biological process: regulation of DNA-templated transcription; nuclear-transcribed mRNA poly(A) tail shortening. Gene Ontology annotation, cellular component: CCR4-NOT core complex; P-body.